This is a messenger RNA of Harpegnathos saltator (Jerdon's jumping ant), 1581 nucleotides long. Its product is annotated as erlin-2. The coding region runs from base 294 to 1274 and encodes 326 amino acids. The transcript has 4 exons. Lineage: Eukaryota; Metazoa; Arthropoda; Insecta; Hymenoptera; Formicidae. The record is from RefSeq and is a predicted model, not a curated record. Gene Ontology annotation, molecular function: cholesterol binding; ubiquitin protein ligase binding. Gene Ontology annotation, biological process: SREBP signaling pathway. Gene Ontology annotation, cellular component: endoplasmic reticulum; endoplasmic reticulum membrane.
CAUUUGUCGCUGACACGUACGAAAAUAACCUCUCUUUAUGGCAUUCAAAAUUUUGGGAAUCGAGCCAGCGAGCUGGAUGGAUUUGCUAUAAUUGCGCUCUUGAUAUAAUUAUCGCUUUAUAUUUACGCGUUAUGUAACUAUUACAGUUUCGAGCUAGAUACAAUACUGUUAUUUCAAUCGAACGUGACUCACCUUGUGUACACUAUAUAACCUAAGUGUUCCACACAACACAUGUAUACAUUUCUUAGGUUGACCGUUUUAUUUGAUUUUCAGUAUACUAUAAACAGACAAGUAUGUUCAAUCAAAGAAUUAUAGCAAUUUGCUUCCUCGUGUGUUUCGCAAUAGUAUUUAAUUUUUCUCUUCAUCGAAUCGAGGAGGGUCAUGUUGGGGUGUACUUUAGGGGAGGUGCAUUGUUACCUCAAGUGAGCAAUCCAGGUUUUCACAUGAUGAUACCAUUAUUAACAACUUAUCGUUCAGUUCAAGUAACUCUGCAGACAGAUGAAGUAAAGAAUGUGCCAUGUGGAACUAGUGGUGGUGUAAUGAUCUAUUUCGAUCGUAUAGAAGUUGUGAACAUAUUAGAUGCAAAUAGUGUAUACAACAUGGUGAGAAACUUCACAGCGGAUUAUGACCGUACAUUAAUUUUCAAUAAAGUACAUCAUGAGUUAAAUCAGUUUUGUUCUGUGCACACAUUGCAUGAAGUAUACAUCGACUUAUUUGACCAAAUCGAUGAGAACCUCAAGACUGCGCUUCAAAAGGAUUUGAAUGAAUUAGCACCUGGUCUUAAUAUACAAGCUGUCAGAGUGACAAAACCAAAGAUUCCUGAGACAAUCAGGAAAAAUUACGAAUUAAUGGAAGCAGAGAAGACAAAGCUGCUAAUAUCCACGCAACAUCAAAAAGUAGUAGAAAAAGAUGCAGAGACUGAUCGCAAGAAGGCAGUCAUUGAAGCAGAGAAGGAAGCACAAGUUGCAAAGAUUCAGUACAAUCAAAAGAUUAUGGAGAAGGAAUCGCUGCAACAAAUGGCAGCAAUUGAAGAUAAGAUGCAUUUAGCAAGACAGAAGAGCCGUUCGGAUGCUGAGUUCUACCAGAUGAAGAUGCAAGCUGAGGCGAAUCAACUAUUAUUGUCUAAAGAAUUUCUAGAACUAAAGAAGUACGAAUCUUUGGCACAUAACGCGAAGAUAUAUUACGGGCAUGACAUUCCAAAAAUGUUCGCCUAUGGAGAUUGUGCGCACGAUUCCAGUUCUGUCACCAGCGCAAAUGUCGAAAAUAAGUCAUGAACAACAGAUAAUCCGGACCCUGUUUCAUUGAUCACACACAUCAUAUUAAUAUAUGGAAUGAAAUGGUUGAUUUUAUUAGCCGAAGCAGUCAAUACUCUCAGGACAUGUGAGUGCAAAGUUUCUGUGGAGAGCUUCAAACUGUUUACAACUUACAGUGACGUGCGACUAUAUCUUCAAGGCGAGUGUGUUACCUGUUCCUCCGAAUUAACUGUGACGUGUGGAAUUAAAUUUCUUUUGUAUACCUAUAUCUAUUUAUUAAAUCUAUACAGAUGAAUACAUCGUAAAUACAGUAUAAGUAUACGACUUA